Plodia interpunctella (Indianmeal moth) is the source of this 7487-nucleotide messenger RNA. It is a transcript of the gene raskol, whose product is annotated as raskol. The coding region runs from base 1940 to 6451 and encodes 1503 amino acids. Gene Ontology annotation, biological process: regulation of GTPase activity. NCBI's taxonomy places the organism in Eukaryota, Metazoa, Arthropoda, Insecta, Lepidoptera, Pyralidae. The record is from RefSeq and is a predicted model, not a curated record. The transcript is spliced from 17 exons.
UCAUUGGUACUUCUUCUUCUUCUUGUAUUUAGUAGUAUCAUAUUUUGCUUCUUUUAAGUGUUGUCAGCACUGCACGUAAAUUUCCUCCAUUUUAUUAAUAUUCUUUAGAGCUUUAGAUUAAUUAUCAUCAUUAUUGUUAUUUCAACUACUGAGCAUAGGCCUCAAUGAAAUUAAUAUAACUAACUAGGGUCUUAGCAGUGUAUGCAUAAUACUAAACUCAUGAAAGUCACAAGUGAAUUCCGUAAUUUUCUCUUUGCUUGAUACACGUCAAGUCCCGCUCCCACACUGAACUUUCCACUGAGACAAUGGCUCGUUUCAAGAUUUCACUCUUUUUGUCAACGCACUAACUAAGUGCAUUCGCUGUUAAUUAAAACUAAAUCCGUAACAUCUUCCUGCAAUGACGUUUGACGUUUGUUUCACUAGUUACAUAAAGUCAUAAAAAGUUACACCUUCCGCGUCGAACUUACGUUCACAUAACUUUUUUUAACACACGCUUGUUUUUGAAGUUUGUACUCCAACUGAAUGUUAGAGAUUUUCCUUAAAACCUGAUUUUUUUCAUUCUCGUUGGCCAAUUUUGCUAUCUAAUUAACUUUAAUUAGCUUUGUCUACAGGAUAAUUAUUCCCGUGUCCCGUAGCAAUUUUGGCGAAAUUUCCUUACUUUGUUAGAAUAAUUAAAACGUUCAUUGCUAUUGGUUAAAAAACUGCAGGUCCGACAAUUGGUUUUUUGUGUGAAGCAAUGUAAUUUGUUACGGUUGUUGAGAGGACAAUGGUCAGGGCUGCUAGACUUGGGUAACUUCAGGGCUCCCAUUAUUUGAGUAAAGGUUUAUUACUUACAAUAAUUUCAGAGAAAUGCUGAGAAAAAUGAAGGAUCAACAUUCUUAAGUUUACGUUUUUCUUUAAUAAUUUACUCGUGUAGAUAUUAAACGAAAACGUAAAUUAACGUAAGGUAAACGUAAUGUAACGUAGGUACGUUUUACGUAAACUAAGCAAUAGAGUAAAUGCGAAUUUCAUUCAAAGUGUACGUAAUCGUUUGAAUAUUUAUCUAUUAUAAUUAUAGUUAUAAUUAACCCCGUAAGUCGUGAUACUGUAUGCACGUAAUUAUAAUUUGUUCAGCUGUACUAAUACACACACCUUUAUUAGCCUUCGUAACAAAUUAAAGCUCAGUCAGUAGUGAGCCCUUUACGGUAGUUUUACAAAUCAAUCAGUAGCUAUCGGGUAACAGACCUUGGGAGAAUACGUUUACUGAUUCGUCAAGGUUUCUCAAUCAAACCAAUGAAUUUUGGUAUUUGUUUAAACGCCUACGACAAAUAAGUUUGAACAAAAAUCUACCUACGGUAGAUAUUUUGUGGUGCUUGUGUACACAAAAUUAUAUGAAUAGACGUUGCAUAACUCAUGGCAUGGAGUACUUGAAUAGGUCCACGACACAAAGAUGCAGAGAUGUUGUCUUUUGUUCGUCUGCCAUUCAUUAGCCGAAUGUCGCUAGUAGGCCCCUUUCUGAGAGUGCGUUGAACUGACAUUGUUCCAUAAAGACGCUCGUGUAACAUGUUUACGGGAUGUCAACGAGUUUUUGGUACUUACAUGGAAGGAAUGCACCAAUCGCUCAUUUCAGACCUGCCGAUGGAUGUGACAUGUUUCAUGCAUAAACCACUUCGCUGAACUGACCUGGCUGUAAUUCCUUCUAAAUAGAUUAUUAGCGCAGUUGAUCAUUGAACGACGAUUGCAAGGUCUUUUACGAUAACACCAGAUAAAGCACGAAUAUGGAAAACAAAUGACAGUGAUGUUUAAAAAGGUGGACUUGUAACACGUUAGAGAUAAACAACAAUGACUGAUUAAUCGAGUGAAGUGUCAGACGUCAGUGAGUGAACAGUCGAAGAACCUAGUGUCAGUUUCAUCAGUGAUACGGUUUCCUUUUCUGUGGAUUGUCGGGACAUGAGUGAGGAUGAGUACAGAGCGACGCCUUUCCCGGAGUUUCCACUCCUGUCUGAAGGGUUCGUCGACCGAGGAGGCGGCCGAUGAAGAUGAGAGUUGCUACCACUCUCUAGGUGGCAGGCAUUCUCUCAGUAGACAACCUCAGGUGUACGUAGAAGAUCUCACGAAUGUCUCCCUGGCAGAUUUUGAAUCUACGCAGGAUGAGAAUAAUGACACUUCAUACGAGAAAGCAUGCCGCCGAGGCUCUGCCCCCAGCACGCCGGUGCCCGGAGCGCAGCCGCAGCACAGCCCCUCCCGCCUCGCCUCUUUCUUCUUCUCAAAGAGGUCCUUCCGAAGCAACCCUCUCAAGAGGACCAAGUCUGCCACAAAGCUGGAGAGGGAGCGCGCGCUGGCGGCGGUUCCAACGCACCCACCAGGACACGCUUUACGAACUUCAAGAUCUCACGAAAGCCUUUUAUCAGCUCACUCGCCUGCCGUCUCCACCAUGGAUUUGGGACCCCCCAACCAAGUGGAGAUCCGAGCUCUGCAUUCCUCAGUGUUAGGUAGAGCACACUGUUUUGCGCUGAGCGCUGAGAAUCGCCCACCUCGAUACUUCGCGUGCGCUUCACGGAAGGAGCGCGACCGCUGGAUAUACAGCUUACGGCAAGCGGCGCGACCCGACGAGAUCCGAACGCGACGAUGCGAGCGAACUGUCAAAUUGUGGUUGUUGGAGGCGAAAGACAUCCCGCCCAAGAAAAGAUACUAUUGCGAAAUCUUACUUGACGACACGCUUUAUGCCAGAUCAUCAUCAAAGCUGAAGACGGACCUGUGUUUCUGGGGCGAGGUUUACGAGUUCGGCGCGUUGCCGGCCGUGCGCGCCAUUCACGUUAACGUGUACAGGGAACCGGAGCGGCGCGCGCGCAAGAGGGACAAACACGCCCUUGUCGGCACAGUACGUAUCCCUGUCGACGACGUAUCAUCGCGAUACCUCAACGAGCGGUGGUACCCGCUGAGUGAGGGCGACAAGCCGCAGUCCCCCGGAGGCCGCAACCCCGCCCCCCUACGUCCCGCGCUCCGCAUCAAGUGCCGCUACCAGAGCGUCGAUGUACUGCCUCAAGAUCACUACGCCCGCUUCCUGGAUUACCUGAAGAGGAAUUACAAAAGGCUCUGUGAAUAUUUGGAGCCGGUUAUAGGGGUAAAAGCGAAAGAAGACAUUGGAUGCGCACUGGUGCUGUGCAUGGCGGGCGCGGGGCACGCGCCGCGCUACUUGGCCGACGUGGUGGCGCUGGACGUGCGCCGCACCGGCGACCACUCGCUCACUUUCCGCGGGAACUCGCUCGCCACCAAGAGUAUGGAGGCGUAUCUCAAGCUCGUUGGGGACCAGUAUCUACAGGACACACUUGGCGAAGCAGUGUCUGCAGCAGCAGGCCCGGGCGCGGCGGAGUGCGAGGUGGACCCGCUGCGCGCGGGGUCGGGUGCGGCUCUCCGCAGGCAGCAGACGGCUCUGCGCGAUGCGGUCACUCUCGCCUGGAGGUCUAUUGCUUCCUCGGCGCCGAGGUUCCCGCCCCCACUCAGGGAUUGCUUCGCUACCUUCCGCGAGAGGCUUAUCUCAAUGGGACGAGAAGACAUAUCCGACAACUUGAUAAGCGCUUCUAUAUUCCUUCGGUUCCUCUGCCCAGCUAUCUUAUCUCCUAGUCUCUUUGGAAUCACACAUGAAUACCCGAACGAGCGCGCGGCGCGCAACCUGACGUUAGUUGCGAAAACACUGCAGACUUUGGCAAACUUCACUCGAUUCCAAGGCAAAGAGGCAUUUAUGGAAUUCCUCAACGACUUCCUGGAGCAAGAGGCACCAAACAUGAAGGCUUUUCUGAGAGCUAUAUCUACGCGACCGCAAGACCAACAGCAGCAACACCAGCAGCCUCAGCCUCAAGCGCAGCACGAGGGCAGCAACCGCAACUCGGCCGGGUCGGAGAGCCCGCAGGCGGCGGCCGUGGACGCGGACCCCGAGUGGGCGCCGCACGUGGACAUCGGCAAGCAGCUCGCCACGCUGCACGGCCUGCUGGUCGACAGUCUGCCGAAACUGCCGCCUAAUAGGAUACAGGAAUUAGAUCCAUUAUCUGAUAUCCUAGAUGAACUGAGCAAAAGGUUAGUGAGCAACGAUUUGGGACCUCCAACGCAGAUUACAGAUAACAUAUUUAGAUUUAACGAUCCAACUUGUAAUUCAACGCCUGCAAAACCUACCAACGUAGAAACUCCAACGAAUGGCCAAAUAAACAGUAACUUCGCUCACAGUUCGCCUAUUAUGAAUAAAAAUGGUGUCCAGUUUAACAUUAGUCCAUCUAAGUCAAACGCCGAAGAAUCAAAGUACAAAAACUCAUAUGUGGCUGUAUCCAAAUCACCCAGUUUUAACUUACGAUCAGCAACACUGCCCAGAAAUGGAUAUGGCUCAAAUCAAAAUGUGAACCCUGAUCGGUAUAGUUCCCAGUACAAUAGCCAAGAACAUUGCGUUAACCCGAAGGUAUUACAGAUUGGUUUCGGUUCUGACCAAUAUCCCAAAGGCAUCAGCAAUGGGAUCAGUGAAAGCUUGGAACGGCGAUUUCAAGACCGAUACAAACCCAAUAAUUACAAUCAGCAGACGCAUUACCACAACUCAAACUAUAACAGCACGGAGAGAUCCCCAAGCAGCGACAGUAUCAAUCACAAUUACUCUGUCAAGGAUAUGCAGAACAUCAUAAAGGAAACUGCCACUUUAGAAGAACUAUCCGAUUUGUUAAAAUACGCUGAUGAUUCAGAUAUUGUUGACGAUAAACUCAUGAAUAAGAAGAAUUUGGCUCAAUCUAAAUCGAAUAAUAAUAAUAUCGUAAAUGGAAAUAAAACUAACUACACUAGCAACGGAUCUAAUGUUUCUAUUAGUGGAUUGUCUAAUGUUGCAAGUUCUGGAUACCAAAGUAUCGCAACCUAUAGCCAAAGCUCUAGUCCCAUCGAAAACACCGCACAUCUACACCAAGCAUAUGAAAAUGGCGGUCAACCCAUGAGUCGCUACUCGCAACUGAAUUACCAAAAACAGAGAGAUAAACAGUAUUAUGAUAACAAAAAUGACAAAUUUUACCCAAAGAGUCCAGUGCAACAAAAAAUUGAUUACGAUAUUCAAAAGUAUGGAAUUCAAAACUUUACAACGGCAGAUAAUAAUUCACAGUCAAACUCUAAUAUUAAUUCAAAAAUUGCGCCGUUAGUUUUUACCAACCCCGUAUACAAUAUGGAAGACAAUCGACAAGCUCAGGAGAAAAAGAGAAAUGACAACAGAAACUCUAAACGUUGUCCUUGCGGCUCAUCCAGUUCAUCAAUAGAUGAGGAGGGCUUGAGCACAGACAAUGUGGAAACAAAUUCUGAAGAAGGUUCCACUAACUUCAACGACGACCAACAGAACCGCAACAAUACCCACCGAAAACUCACCAGAGAUAAUUGUAAUUAUGAAGACGUGUACCAAAUGAGCAACCAUAGUCACUCCCCGCGCACAAGGGAUGACGAAUCAUCGAGCAAUUCGCCCAGUCUACGGAAGAGUAGCAAGACGCGAAUGCCUAGAACGAAUCCUAUGCUCUCUUAUUCCACAAAUCAAAAUCAACUAAAUUUAAAACAUUUCGGCCAAAGAGGAGAAUCAUUAUAUGAGAGUAAACCGCAUCACAUAUCUACAGAUUCCGGGUAUCCGAUGAGCAGAUCUGAUUCCAACGUGGAAGAGGUUAAUAAAGAGAUGUACCGAUUGCAAAUAUCAAGAAGCCAGAAAGCGCUUUACAAUAUGGAAAACUCGAAGAACUCUCCUGAGAAAUAUUCUCUUUCUGAAAAUAAGAUUCCAGAGACAAAUUAUCCUUUAGAUAGAACAUACUCUGGUGCGAAGAUGUCAAGCAGUAGAUUGAAUGAAGACUUGGAAAGGCAUCAAGACUAUUAUGGAGUCAGAGAAAGAAGAGACUCUCCUCAGACAGUGUUCAAUAGAGAGUCACAAUCGAGCGAGGCGAACGACAGAGCUGCGAUGCGGAGUGAGAGGGAAAUAGGAGGCCGCGACAAACUGCAGCGGAGGCUCAGUCUCGAGUCUGCGCGGGAACUUACAGACAGCUCUGAUGAUAUGGAGGACACCUUGUAUAGUACAACAGGUAGAAGACGCGCCUCCAAACAUCAAAGAACAAUAGAACAGUACGAAAGAGAAAUUGAAAGGCUGAAGUGUUCAGUAGAACUGUUGCGUGGGCGGUUACCGGCCGAACCUGGACAGGAUCACACAGAUGCAAAAAUGAAGGCUAUCAUAUCCAGGUUGAUAUGUGUUGAGGAGGAACUACGACGCGAGCAACGCAAGAUGGCGGCCGCUCUUUCACACAAGCAGCGAGUGAUCGAAGCGCAAGAGCAUCGCAUCGCCGCGCUAGACGAAGCCAACACCCGGCUGCUGUCAGCUCUAGUGCACCUGCAGCAGCGCGCCCCCCACCCCGCACCCGCACACCCCCCCUCACACAAUAACUCCCAUCCCUCCCCACACUCACAUCAAGAACUACAGAUUUAACAGUGCCGGGAAACCGAUAUAUUUUAGGCCCGGAUGAACAAUAAAAACUACGGGCCUCAGACAACUUUAGUGUUAAAAAUUUUACUUACUUGAUAUUUUUUUACGAAAUUAACUAAUGUUCGGUCUCAAUGUUCGGUUUCGUCAUUAGUAUACGUACCUAUAUAAUAAUAAACAGUAAAACGUAGGUAGGCAGAUCCUGUUUCGUAGAAGAAAAAAAACGAAAUUACCUUGUUUUGUGUUACGCCACAGUCUUACGCACAAGAACUCGUUUUUGUAAUAUAAAUAAUUGGCAUUGUUUUAUAUAUGUUCACGUAAAAAUAUGUACUUUGUUUUGUUUCAUGUAUUUAUUUAAACUUUGAAAGUCUCCUUAAAAUAUACAAUAAUAUAAUCAAAACAAACACUCGUCAGGACAAAGAUUUGCAAAUAUUUGCAUUAGUUAUUUAAAUGUUUCUAAUGAAAGGUUAUUGAUUGGUGAGGUUUUAUAUUAAUUUUAACAUUGUAAACAGAAUCACAAUUGUUUUGCCAUUUAUCUUUAACUUUGUUACUUUGUUUCAUUAGUUUAAAUAUUAAAAAUGCUUUAAAUUACAUUAAUGUUCCGUUUUGUAUCAGUAUUCGUAUAAUAAUAUAAUUAACGGUUUGAUUGUUCGCGUCAUGUUUGUUUUCUGUAGCAAUAAUACCAAAGACAAUUGAAUAUCCCAUAGUCUAGAGUUGUAGUGGAAUACUCAAAACCACUACAACUGUAGCCUUUAGUGUUGUAUUUUAAAAUAAAAUGUUAUAAUUUUAUGUAAUAAUAAGUAAGACUUGUAUAAUAAUAUUCUUAGUCUUUAAAACAGUAUAUGUGGUAUGAAUACAAUAUUUUUAAUACCUGUGGAGUAUUAUAGAGGAUUUGUAUGGCAAUGUAAAGAUGUUUAAUGAUUGGACGAAUCGAAAUCUUUUUUUCUGCAAUUCACAACAACUUAGUUGUUACCGUGAAAAUGUAAAUAUACUCGCGUAGGUAUAAUGUUAUACUUAUCACAUUAAAUUAUGGACUUAUGUA